Molecule: messenger RNA, 2343 nt
Organism: Fulvia fulva
Lineage: Eukaryota; Fungi; Ascomycota; Dothideomycetes; Mycosphaerellales; Mycosphaerellaceae
Product: Neuronal-specific septin-3
Exons: 2
Coding region: 1-2343 (780 amino acids)
Biological process (GO): cytoskeleton-dependent cytokinesis
Cellular component (GO): microtubule cytoskeleton; cell division site; septin complex
Molecular function (GO): molecular adaptor activity; GTP binding; GTPase activity
Source: RefSeq, a predicted model, not a curated record
AUGGCUGCAGCAUUUGGAGGAAGCGACAAGCUGCGAAACGAUGUUGACUACACUGUCUCCCACCGAACGCCUCCCGUCCCCUCUUCGCCCACCUCGAUCGCAUACUCGAGCGCGUCCGCUGCCGCAACAGACCCACGCGCCAUUGGCAUUGCCGUCCCGCUCCACCUGCACCAUCAACUGCCGAACCACGACCAGGUGAAUGCAGCUCCAGGUGCCGCCACGGAAGCCACGCGAGAUAAGGCGUCGUCCGCGAUUGGAAGUGACGGCGACGUGUUGAAGGCGAGAUCGCAUUCACAGCGUGGUGGAAGGCGCCCUAGCUUGUCUUCCGUCUUCCUGCGCCGCAGCAAUACCACCUCGAGCCAACACAGCAAGACCGACAAGAACCAAUCCACCGCCUACACAGGCUACACUGCAGACGAAACCGUACCUCCCGUUCCCGUUCCCGCCCCUCGCACCCUCAUCGCAGCUGCCGAGCAACGAGCGGCCGAGGACAAGAAGACUCGCAGCAGUAGCGACACGUUCAGAGAAGGUGCCGGCAAGAUGCUGCGCAAGUCGAGCAGGAACAAGGCUGCUCGGCAGGCCGAAGCAGAAAGGAAGGCGAACCAAGUCCCGCGACAAGCACCACAUCUUCCCUCGCUACCAUCGCUCAAUCCCACCUUUGGCACCGACUCAGACCGGCCGGACAGCGUCGCCAUCUUCACCAACGCCUACACUCAUUCUACGCCCGCCGCAGAGCCGCGUCCUACCGCCAACUUCUCCCGCCCUGGAGGUGCAAUGGUGCCACCCGUCAGCAUGUUCAACAGCUCUUCACCCGCCUACCGCACCGGCAAUGGUCUGCCGCAUUCCUCGUCACCACCCGAAGUGCGACCUCCAAAGCCGAGCGGCGAGUAUGUACCUGAUGUCAUCAAUCGCUCUGAGAGCAUGACCAACCGCGGCCGCUACUCGUAUGCAAAUAGCACUACAUUCGUUAAUGCGGUCAACAGUCCGAGGCGGGUUCGCAGACGCAAGGACCCGACGCCCUUCAACUUCCUCGUCAUCGGAGCCAAGAACUGCGGCAAGACGUCACUCAUCUCGUUCCUCAAACACUCACUCGCUCUGCCCAAGCACAAGCAAGCGUCAGACUACCAGCCAGACUCGCAGACGGCCGGCAACAGAUCGUCCUUCACCUCGCACUACCUCGAGACCGAGAUCGAUGGCGAACGUGUGGGCCUGACCAUGUGGGACUCUGCCGGACUGGAAAAGAAUGUUGUCGAUCUGCAACUGCGAGAGAUGACCGCCUUCGUCGAGUCCAAGUUCGAGGACACCUUCGUUGAAGAGCAAAGAGUCAUGAGAAGUCCUGGCGUCAAGGACACCCACAUCCACUGCGUCUUGCUUGUGCUUGACCCUUCACGACUUGACACCACAAUUGCCAACUCCGCCGCCUUCCAAAAGAACGGAUCUCAUUCUGGUAGCCUCGAUGACGAUCUGGACUUGCAGGUGAUGCGAGCUUUGUGGGGCAAGACGACGGUCAUCCCAGUCGUUUCGAAAGCAGACACUUUGACCUUGUCGCACAUGUCGUUCCUGAAGCGGGCUGUAUGGCAAGCCCUGAAAGGUGCCUCUCUGGAUCCCCUGGAAGCACUGGAGCUUGAAGAUGAUGCGGAAGAGGAGGAAGAUGAGGCCAACGACGAAGAUAGCAUUGCUGGCGAUGCUUUGCAUACUCCCAGGACCCGCAAACACCAGCGUCUAUCGUCUCUUUCGGUCGCGGCCAACAGCAGUGAUCACGACGAUGAGACGCCGUACCUUCCAAUGUCGAUCCUGUCACCAGAUUUGUACGACCUGCCUCCCUACGUGCCAGCACACAAAGCUGGCAAGCCGGAUAAAGUCGGACGACGCUUCCCCUGGGGCUUCGCUGACCCGUACGACCCGCAACAUUGCGACUUCGGUCGUCUUCGUGAUAGCAUCUUCUCAGAAUGGCGCAGCGAUCUUCGCGAACUCAGUCGCUCCAAGUGGUAUGAGAAUUGGCGUACCAGCAGGCUUAAGAACCUCCCAGGAUCAAGGCAGAGGAUCAAGGGUGGCGUGACGCCGGUGACAUCUGUCCCUAAGGAGGGCAGAAUGACGAGCCAGUCUUCGCGCCACUUUUCGCCACCCACGAAUUCGACGCCAAGUCAGGCUGGUACGGCGACUUCCAGUGUGCCGAGGAGUGUGAGCGUCACCAGCAACACCACGGCAGCGACCAGCCAUGCUGUUAACCCUACCGGUAUGGCGACAGUCUCGGAGAAUGGCGGCAAGAGAGACUUCUCUGGUGCAAGUCAGACUGGCAGCGUAAGAGGUGGCACGUACCGAAGUGUCGAGACCUAUCAAUGA